CUGACCGCUGGGCGGGGCCGCCGCGCUCAUGUGACACCGCCGCGGAGCCGCCGCCACCGCUGCUCCGCUCCCGCUGCCGCCGCCGCCAUGGUGCCGUCCCCGCUCGCCCUGCUCCUGGCGCUGGGUGCCGCCGCCACCGCCCUGGCCGAGCCCCUCCGCUUCGUCGAUUGCGGUUCCAUAGACGGCAGCAUCCAGGAGGUGAACGUGAGUCCGUGCCCCACGCAGCCGUGCCUGCUCCACAAGGGAACGUCCUACAGCAUCAACGUCACCUUCGCGAGCAAGAUCGAGAGCCAGGGCAGCAAAGCAAGGGUGUAUGGUGAGAUGCUGCACGUGGACAUCCCCUUUCCCAUUCCUGAGCCUGAUGGAUGCAAGUCCGGGAUCCAGUGCCCCAUUCAGAAGGGCCAUUCCUACAGCUACCUGAAUAAACUCCCUGUGAAGAGCGAGUACCCCAGUAUUAAACUGAUUGUGAAGUGGGAGCUGGUGGAUGACCAAGACCAGAUGUUGUUCUGCUGGAAGAUACCAGUGCAGAUCACCAGCUGAGGAGCCCUGCCUUUAGUAGGGCUUGGGGAGGGGAAAACCAGAAGAC
Messenger RNA from Strigops habroptila (Kakapo), 586 nucleotides. RefSeq names its product NPC intracellular cholesterol transporter 2 (gene NPC2). Gene Ontology annotation, biological process: cholesterol efflux; intracellular cholesterol transport. The transcript has 4 exons. The record is from RefSeq and is a predicted model, not a curated record. Gene Ontology annotation, molecular function: cholesterol binding. Lineage: Eukaryota; Metazoa; Chordata; Aves; Psittaciformes; Psittacidae. The coding region runs from base 88 to 540 and encodes 150 amino acids.